AUGCCAUCCGCUGUCCUCAAACCGGCACCGCAACAGCCAAAGGUGCAGCACAUUAUGGCUUCCUCUCCCGAACUCGAUGUCCCCAAACACACCAAAUACUUCUUGCGCACACUCAAGACAUACCUGCCCACCGCCUACCAGAGCAAUGACAGUAAUCGCAUGUCCCUCGCCUUCUUCACCCUCAGUGGUCUGGACCUGCUAGGCACGCUACAGCAAAACACGACAGAAGAGCAGAGGAAAGACUACAUCGACUGGAUUUACAAUAACCAACACCCACAUGGCGGCUUCCGCGCCUUCCCUGGCGCAACUUUUGGACACGCAACCACAGAAGACAACCAGCACUGGGACCCCGCGAAUCUGCCUGCCACCUUCUUCGCCUUGUGUUCGCUACUCGUCCUGGACGACGAUCUGAGCAGAGUCAAGAGAAGCGAGUGUUUACAAUGGCUCACGCGACUGCAAAGACCCGACGGCAGUUUUGGCGAGACGCUUGUCAAGGGCACCAUCAACGGUGGCACAGACUCACGAUUCGGAUACUGCGCCACUGGUGUGCGCUACGUUCUCAGGGGGACCUACGAGGGUGACAUACAAGGCUGUCCAGACAUCGAGAUCGACAACUUCGUAACAUGCAUACGGAGCGCUGAGACAUACGACGGCGGCAUCUCAGACGCGCCCUACCACGAAGCCCACGCAGGCUUUACUUAUUGCGCCAUCGGUGCCCUCAGCAACAUCAACCGCCUACCCCCACAACCUCACUCUGCCUUACCCUCCCCUCCCUCGCCCAACGACUCCCUCACCAACCCUUCCCUCCUGAUAAAAUGGCUAGUCUCGCGCCAGACCGCCACCAUAUGCGAAGAAGACGAACUGGACACAUACGGCGAUGAAACAGACACGGCCGAAACCUGCCACGAUGCACAUAGCUUCGUCUAUCAAGACAAGUUUGUGAGCAAACAGGGACAAAUGAACUAUGAAGGCCGACCGAGUAUAAACUUUAGUCUGGAGUGGACGGGCUUCAAUGGCCGUUGCAACAAGAUUGCAGACACAUGCUAUGCCUUUUGGGUCCAUGGUUCAUUAUCCAUUCUUGGCCAAGCCAAUCUCCCCAAUACAGAAUCCCUCCGCCGAUGGCUUCUCGAACGAACCAUUCACCCUCAACUCGGUGGCUUUGGCAAAAUCGCUGGCGAUCUGCCCGAUCUGUAUCACUCGUCUCUCGGUCUUGCAGCCUUGAGUCUGCUUGGAGAGGAGAAACUAAAACCUCUGGAUCCUAGCUUGUGUAUCAGUCAAGAGGCAAAAGGUAGACUGAAGGCCAUUUGGAAGCGUUGGGGCAUCGAACAAUGA
This is a messenger RNA of Aureobasidium namibiae CBS 147.97, 1332 nucleotides long. Its product is annotated as geranylgeranyl transferase type I beta subunit. The transcript has 3 exons. Gene Ontology annotation, molecular function: CAAX-protein geranylgeranyltransferase activity. Bases 1 to 1332 code for a protein of 443 amino acids. Gene Ontology annotation, cellular component: CAAX-protein geranylgeranyltransferase complex. Gene Ontology annotation, biological process: protein geranylgeranylation. The record is from RefSeq and is a predicted model, not a curated record. Lineage: Eukaryota; Fungi; Ascomycota; Dothideomycetes; Dothideales; Saccotheciaceae.